Fimicolochytrium jonesii is the source of this 922-nucleotide messenger RNA. RefSeq names its product ACT domain-containing protein. The record is from RefSeq and is a predicted model, not a curated record. NCBI's taxonomy places the organism in Eukaryota, Fungi, Chytridiomycota, Chytridiomycetes, Spizellomycetales, Powellomycetaceae. The transcript is spliced from 2 exons. Gene Ontology annotation, biological process: regulation of intracellular signal transduction; cellular response to L-arginine. Bases 319 to 786 code for a protein of 155 amino acids. Gene Ontology annotation, cellular component: cytosol.
AAUCAAAAGAGAAUAACCACAUCGAUAGCACUGCCGCGUGAACUUUCCUGCUAUCUACGCAGGUUCGCGGUAUGUCUUCUGAAGCUCCUCCGCGAAAAGUAGUUCAUGGAGCACCAGGGCAAGGGCCGAAAAACGCGUGAAGAGGGAAAACGGGCGUCGUGGCUGCGCAUUUUUCAUCCUGGCGGAACGCGUUGGAACUUGCGCUUCGAAAAGGGGCCCAAACAACCAGCUAACUGGCCAGGACGGGCGGAAGGACCGACGGCGUAUUAAAGACUGCUUUCCAACGUACCUGCCGUAUCACAUCCACAAAUACCCACAAUGGCAAGCGUAACCCCCAAACUCACGCUCGGCAUCCACCCACAGUCCCUCUCCAUUCACCGUUUCACCCCAAUCGCACACAAUAUCUCCCUCGCCGCUGGGCUCCUCGCCACCGCAAGCCAACCAACCUAUGCCCCGCUGGCCUCCCUCACCAUCACAUCCGACGAAGUCUCCGUCAUCCUUCCUUCAUCCCUCGCCCUCCCCUCCGGAGAAUCACAUGGCGCCCCACAAGGAGAGAUAAAGACGGAAGGUGACUGGAUUGCCGUGCAAGUCGCCGGCACGCUGGAUUUCGCAUUGGUGGGCAUUCUUGCGUAUCUGACUGCUCCGUUGAAGGAGGCUGGUGUGAGCGUGUUUUGUGUUAGCACAUAUGAUACGGAUUGGAUUCUGAUUAAGGAGGAUAAAGUGGAGGAGGCGAAGGCGGCUUGGGAGAGGGUUGGAUGUAAGGUUGUUGACGCUCAGAGCUUGUAGAUGGGAUAUGCUGGAUUCGGGUGGGCAGACCGAGAGCCUCUAAAAUGCAGAGAUCUUUCGUAGAGGCGCCCUUCCCCGCCAACACGGUAGCUUAGCUUAUGACAUACCGCAUAUCAGACGUAGUUACCCCCAUACC